CAGUCGAACUGAUUCGAGAAGAACCGGGGAUGAUCGGGGCGGGCGGUGCUACACGGAUAGAUCUCUGCUUUUACCUAACCUGGUGGUCGUUUGGGGGAAAGGCAGAGCAAACACAGCUGACUCGAAGAUCAUCACACUGGAAUUACUUCUAGUUUUAUGUCUACAAAGCUUCACGUGAAGAAGAACCAUGAGACUCAGGUCUCAGAAAACCUGUUUGGAGACUCCGACCAGGAACAAAGCGACACCGAGACGAGCGCACCCUUCAGGAAGCGACACCCCGCUUCAGACUAAGGAUGAAAACACCUUGGAAACUGACCCGCAUCACUCUGAUGAUGAGAUCCCCACGUUCAGACGACCACGCUGUCGGCCCAGGAAGAGAGCCAUCGCCCUGGACGACGGAGAUCACGCAGAGUUGGCUUUCAAGACUCCGAUCAGAUCGAUCUUGCGCCACGAGCGCAUCCUGUCAGAGAUCGACCCCGCGACUCCUCGGAACACCACCUCCAGAAACAUCUACUCGCCCAUCGUGCGUUUCCUCACACCCAGCAAAGAGAACUUCAGGUGUCCAGAUUCAGGGAGCAACGUGUUGAUGAGUCCAGAACAAGGUUUCUUUGGUUUCGGCUCUGUAGACCUCCUGGCAGGUGACGAGGAUGACGACGUCUUUAAUCCCUUUAACUUCAUUAAGAACGUCCCGCUGCAGUCUCAACACUCCAGACUCAGACCCAGAGAUAUUCCUCCAAAGACCAGGAGCACUCCAGAGGCCACAAUGGUGAUCGACCUGGAGGAGACUCUGAUGUUCAGCUCUCUGAGUGUGAUCCAGGACGCCGAGUACACUUUCCACACCGCCUUCCAAGACCACCAGUACAAGGCGUAUAUGAUCCUACGACCACACGUCAAAGAGUUCCUUCAGUCCAUGGCUAAGACCUAUGAGCUGUUUGUUUACACGUGUGCAAAGAAGGAGUACGCAGAGAAGAUCCUGAACAUCCUGGACCCGCAGAGGAAACUGUUCCGACAUCGUCUGUAUCAGGAGGACUGCGCCUGCGUUCUCGGGCACUACAUCAAAGAUCUCAGCGUGCUGGGGAGGGACCUCGCCAAGACGGUCGUUCUGGACAACGCGCCCCACACAUACCCGUACCAUCUGAUGAACACGGUUCCCAUCAAGAGCUGGUCCGGAGAGUCGGACGACAGAGAGCUGCAGAAACUCAUCCCCUCCAUGGAGAGACUGUCUGCAGCGGACGAUUUUCGGGAGGUGCUGAAGAAGAGGAAGGAUCACUUCCACCGGCUGCUGUCAGAGGACUAACAGGACCCUGCAGCCCCCCUCCUCCUCCUCCUCCUCACUCUGAAUACAUUACGUGACUUUCACAGCCCGUGUUUGCUUUCUUUAUGCUUUGGCUAAAAGCAGAAUCCAGUUUGAAUCAGCGGACCUGAAGCCUGACCUGCUCACCCUCCUCGCCCCCCCUGAUGACUUUAAAGAACGGCACAUCGGUAUGUCAAACAUGCAGCGGGUCGUUCAUCACCAAAACCCCUUUCCCCCCCCAGAGUCAUUCCACAGGGCAAUAAAUGCCCCCCAGCGUACGUGUAAAUAUCCCAGACCAAACUCAAAGUGUUGUUUAUAUUCCUGAUCUUUAAUUUAUUGCUUAUAUUUCUAAUCAUCGGCUCUCCUCUGUAUAUUUUAAACAUGCUUUUUUAUGCAAUAAAAGUAUCCUGAUGAUUAAAAGGAAAA
Notolabrus celidotus (New Zealand spotty) is the source of this 1720-nucleotide messenger RNA. RefSeq names its product CTD (carboxy-terminal domain, RNA polymerase II, polypeptide A) small phosphatase like 3 (gene ctdspl3). Bases 188 to 1297 code for a protein of 369 amino acids. The record is from RefSeq and is a predicted model, not a curated record. The transcript has 11 exons. Lineage: Eukaryota; Metazoa; Chordata; Actinopteri; Labriformes; Labridae. Gene Ontology annotation, molecular function: phosphoprotein phosphatase activity.